UGAGUCGUUUUGCUUUGACAUGAAAAGUAUUUUUUAAUUAACUUUAAUCGUAAAACUUUUUUUAUAUAGUUUCAUACAGAAAUAUAUAAUCUAAAAUGGAUUUGUAUAAACUGUAAAAUUAAAAUUGCCGGCUUCAAUUACUAUUUAGUAAAGUAAGUAAUAAUAAAGAUAAAAAUAAACACAACGAUGAUCAAAAAUAUGUUUCACAUUCUCCAAUACGCAAGUCAAUACCAAAUCCAUCAAUGAAAAAUAAUCAAUUAAAAAUUACCAAUAUGUUUACUAUUAAACGCAGUAGAAGCCCUGAUAAGGAUUAUGAAAAGAAUGACUCUAAAAAAAUAAAAUUAGAUGAAAUAGAUAGUUGUGAAACAAGUGGUGAAGCCUGUGAUAAUAAAAAUGAAGAAAAGAUUGAUAAUACUAAUUCUUUUGAAGAUUCCAAUAUCAUUAUAAAAAAUAAUAAUGAAAUUAUUAAAGAAAAUGAAAUUACCAAUAGUGAUGUUAGGAGUAUUAACAAUGCUGAUGAGAACCAAAAUAAAUUAAAUGACAUUGAAUUAAAUGUUACAAACAACACAAAAGAAGCAGAUAAGUUGUUGAAGCAAAAUGAAAAAUUAAACAUCUUGCCUGAUAUUGAGAAAUGUGAUAUAUGUGGGCAAUUUUUGAACAACUCUGAUAUUAUAUACUACCAAGGACAUCCACAAGACGCUGUAGAGGAAUUUAUAGCAUUAACUAAUGAAAAAUUAGUUUUAGCCUCUGGUGAAGAUGGUGAUAUAAUGGAGAGACCACAAACAAAUAUAACAGGAUUUUCAAUAUUUGAUCAACAAGGCCAUUUGUGUCCAAUUGACGGAGGCCUGGUUGAAAGUGAUGUAAGAAUAUACAUGUCAGGUUACCUCAAAUCUAUUUGUUCUGACAUACCUGAUAUUGAUGAAGAAUCAAUACCAGUGAAAGAUGUGGGGCCUAUUAUUGAAUGGUUUAUACAUGGUUUUGAUGGUGGAACGAAAAAUUGCAUUACAUUGUCUACAGAAUUUGGUGAAUACAACCUACUCAAACCCAGUAAAGAAUAUACUCCUUUAAUGGACAAUUUGUAUGAAAAAAUAUGGCUUAGCAAAGUCGUAGUUGAGUAUUUAGAAGAAUAUCAUUACCUACAACCUACAUAUGAAGAUUUGCUUGAAAUGAUAAGGGAAUGUACUAUUCCAGAUUUGGAUGAUAAAAAAAUGUCUGAGGAAAUGCUGCACAAACAUGCCCAAUUUGUUUGUGAUCAAGUCGUCAGUUUAGAAGCUGAUGAAGACAAUGAUCCUUUAAUAACAUUGCCAUGUAUGAGAGAGCUUAUAAAGUUAAUGGGUAUCAAGUUUGGAAAGAGAAAAGUUCGUGCGAAAAUUGAUUAUAAAAAGGUAGACAAAAAAGCAUGGACAAAAGCUACAACUACUCCUCUAGUAAGAAAGACGUUUGAAAGUUUCUUUACUAAUCAGUUGGAUAAGACAAACCAUGAACUUGUAUUAAGAAGGAAAAGAUGUGGUGUAUGCGAAGCUUGUCAAUUACCAGAUUGUGGAGAAUGCAAUGCAUGUAGAGCAAUGCUUAAGUUUGGUGGUCAUGGGCGGACAAAAAAGGCAUGUAUUAGAAGACUUUGUCCUAACAUGGCUGUACAACAAGCAGAAGACUCAGAGAUUGAAGAUGAAGAAGAAUAUCAACACGCUGCAGAAAAACGCCAGCUUGAUAAAAUUGAUGAUACUGUGCCAGUUAAAUUAACAGGAGCAAACAAUAAAAAACUGAAAUGGAUUGGGGAACCUAUUAAAGCAGAUGCCACUAAAGUAUAUUAUGAGAUUGUUGAGAUUGAUGGUGCAGAGUUAAAAAUAGGAGAUUUCGUAAUGGUGGAAACAUCACAACCAAAUAUUCCAGCAUUAGUCUCAAGAGUCACUUAUAUGUGGAAAGAAAUUAUAAAUCCCAAAUCUGGUUAUUUUCAUGCUGAAGUUUUUAUAAGAUCUUCUGACACUGUCCUCGGUGAGGUUGGAGAUCCUAGAGAAGUAUUUUUAGGUAAUAGAUGUUGUCAUGGUGCACCCUUAUCGUCUAUUCUACGAAAAGCACAUGUGGAAAAAAGAGAAGCACCUAAAGAUUGGUUUAAAUUAGGUGGUAAAGAGGUGGUUGAAGAUUAUUUCGAAGAUGAUGGUAAAACAUAUUUUUAUCAAAAAUACUAUGAAAGAUUUACAGCUCGAUUUGAAGAUCUUCCACUUGACCCAGAAUGUCCAAAUGAACUUAGAAAACACAGGUUCUGUCCAUCAUGUGAGCGUAAAACCAAACGUGACGCGAAAGAUAUACCAAAGGUUUCUGUUAAACUAUCAGAAAAAUCUUCUGUUGUCCCUGAAAUGAACAGAAGCGAAUGGACAAGUGUUAGGUGGCGAGACCAUGAUUAUAAGAAAGGAUGUGCCGUAUUUCUCAAACCUGGAACUUUUAAAUUCAAACAUACAAACAACAACAAUAAUAGUAACGGUAAGAUGAAAUUGGAAAAGGUUGAUGAAGACAUUUACCCUGAAUAUUAUAGGAAAAGUGAUAAUUAUUUACGAGGCUCUAACAUAGACACGGGUGAACCGUUUUGUGUUGGUUAUGUAGCUGCUAUUACUGCAGCAGGUGAAGGUCCUCUAGUUGUACCUCAAGAUAUUUACAUUAAAGUCAAGGUUUUAUACAGACCUGAGAAUACGAGUAGUAGAUUUCCAAACCAUGAAGAUCUCAAUGUCGUGUACUGGAGUGAUGAAAUAAAAGAAGUACCAUUUUCGGCAGUUGUAGGUCCUUGUAAGUUAGUUUUUAUUGAUAAUAUUCCAGAACAAGACUAUAUCUACGAUUGGCUGGAAAAAGAUCCAAGUAGGGUUUAUUUUAGAAUGGCUUUUAAUAAAGCUACCGGACAGAUUGAAGAUGUUCCACAACAAGCAAAAAGCAUAGGACGUGGAGACAAAGGCAAAGAUAAGGGAAAAGGUAAAGGAAAGUCGAGCAAACCAUUAGAACCUAACAUCGCGGCCAUUCCGGAAAUAAAUAUUAGACCUUUAAGAACUUUAGAUGUGUUUGCUGGAUGCGGUGGCCUAUCUGAAGGGCUGCAUCAAUCUGGCGUAGCAGAGUGCAGGUGGGCUGUAGAGAACAUGGAAGCUGCAGCUCACGCUUACUCUCUCAAUAACAAGAAUUGUAUAAUUUUUAAUGAAGAUUGCAAUGCAUUACUGAAAGAUGCUAUGUCUGGGGCAACCCAUAGUGAAAGUGGCUUAAGGCUUCCAAUGCAAGGAGAAGUUGAACUACUUUGUGGCGGGCCACCUUGUCAGGGUUUCUCCGGAAUGAAUAGGUUUAACUCUAGAGAGUAUUCAAAUUUUAAAAAUUCCUUAGUGGCAUCAUACCUCUCUUUCUGCGACUUUUAUCGACCUAAGUAUUUUAUUCUCGAGAAUGUAAGAAACUUUGUAGCUUUUAAGAAAGGUAUGGUUUUAAAACUAACACUCAGGACACUGCUUGAUAUGGGUUACCAGUGUACAUUUGGUAUCCUACAAGCUGGUAAUUAUGGGGUACCACAAACGCGAAGAAGAUUAAUAAUAUUAGCAGCGGCUCCUGGUUACAAGCUGCCAUUGUAUCCCGAACCGACACACGUAUUCAGCAGACGCGCUUGCUCGUUGACUACCACUAUCGACGGCAAACGAUUCAUGACGAAUAUUCAAUGGGACGAAUCUGCUCCACGGCGGACAUGUACGAUCCAAGAUGCAAUGAGCGAUUUACCGCAGAUAUGUAACGGGGCCAACAAAAUCGAAAUAGAUUAUGGAUCUAUGCCCGAAACGUACUUCCAACGUUUAGUGAGAAGCAGAGACGAGACGACAAGAUUGCGCGACCACAUUUGUAAAAAUAUGGCCCCGUUAAUACAGGCACGGAUGAGUAGAAUACCCACCACUCCUGGUUCAGACUGGAGAGACUUGCCAAAUAUAUCGGUCACACUCUCGGAUGGAACUAAAUGCAAGGUGCUACACUACCGCCACGAAGACAAGAAGAAUGGUCGGUCCGCGCGAGGGGCGCUGCGGGGCGUGUGCGCGUGUGCGAGCGGCGCGCCCUGCUCGCCCGCAGACAAGCAGGAGAACACGCUCAUCCCCUGGUGUCUGCCGCAUACAGCCAACCGACACAACAACUGGGCCGGCCUCUAUGGUCGCAUAUCUUGGGAUGGGUACUUCAGCACUACGGUGACGGACCCUGAGCCCAUGGGCAAGCAGGGCCGCGUGCUGCACCCGCAGCAGCAUCGAGUCGUAUCCGUGCGCGAGUGUGCUCGCUCGCAGGGCUUCCGCGACACGUAUCUUUUUGCAGGCUCUGUUCAGGACAAACAUCGCCAGAUUGGAAAUGCAGUUCCACCACCAUUGGGUGCAGCCUUGGGGAGAGAAAUCAAAAAAGCAUUAAGUAACUCAAAUUUAUAGCAGUGACAUAGUUAUUUUAAUGUUUUAUUAUAUAACUUAUCACAAUAAUCAUGCUACAAUUACACUUUAAUAAUAGAAUACGUCUUUUUUUGUUUUC
This is a messenger RNA of Vanessa tameamea, 4512 nucleotides long. It is a transcript of the gene Dnmt1, whose product is annotated as DNA (cytosine-5)-methyltransferase 1-like. The coding region runs from base 243 to 4415 and encodes 1390 amino acids. Gene Ontology annotation, molecular function: DNA binding; chromatin binding; zinc ion binding. The record is from RefSeq and is a predicted model, not a curated record. NCBI's taxonomy places the organism in Eukaryota, Metazoa, Arthropoda, Insecta, Lepidoptera, Nymphalidae. Gene Ontology annotation, cellular component: nucleus. Gene Ontology annotation, biological process: negative regulation of gene expression via chromosomal CpG island methylation. The transcript is spliced from 8 exons.